Molecule: messenger RNA, 1275 nt
Organism: Branchiostoma belcheri (Belcher's lancelet)
Lineage: Eukaryota; Metazoa; Chordata; Leptocardii; Amphioxiformes; Branchiostomatidae
Product: P2X purinoceptor 7-like
Exons: 3
Coding region: 217-702 (161 amino acids)
Source: RefSeq, a predicted model, not a curated record
CAGGGAAAAUAGACUUAAUCUGUUGUACUUAAUCUGAAGAUUGUCGGUUGUGCUCAUAAAUUUUAGCAAUCGCGUCCACCAGCGCGCGCUCGUUUUUAACACAGCGCGCCAAACAUCUUGGGUUUCCUUGAUCUCGGCAAAUCUGGGUGAUGACGUCACGUGACGUCACAGUAGGAACGCCCACCCGCCGACGGGUCAGAGGAGAGGUCGCCCAAAAUGGCGGAAGCCAUGGAAGUUGGUGGAGAGCUCGAGUGGGGCGACGCGUACGGCGUUGGGGGCGUUCAACCUUACCAGUUUGAGCCCGAGGCGGCGGAGGGAGAAGACGGGGAUCCAGAGGCACCAGAUCGCGGGAAUCAGGACCGCCGUUCAAACCGAAACUGGUGCAGAUGUGAUAAUUGCCGUAUAAUGGCAACCACAACAGAAUGUGUCUGUUGUCAAGAACACGAACAAAUUAGGAACACUAUGGAGGGGGUGUCUCCGGCCCCCAAGUGCAUAACCAUGCACCCUGGCUUCUCAUCAGUCUGUCUAGACAUCUGGGCACUACAGUGUGCUUACUACCAGUACAGGCAAGAGUAUGGGCCCAGUCAAGAUCCAACCCAUGAACUCCGGCUCCGAAUCGGUGUCCUCAUUCUCCGGGGGUGGGGCGAGGAGUGUGCACUGGACCCCUGCGUCAGCGCGAGCAGGAGUGACCUGUGUUGCUGAAGAAUAACAAGCAAAAUGACUUUGAAAUAUUAGCACUGUCAAUUCUUCAUAGUAUUUCAAAAUUACAUACAUAAUUGUAUAAAAUGUCUAUUUCAAAACAAAACCAUCAUUGUCAUAAGUGGAAAUAAUAUGUGCCUUAAUGCUGAUUGUAUACAGAUAAACUUUUGAAAAAGAUGUACAAUGGAAAGGAAUGUUGCAAAACUCUUGAUACAGCUGUAAUGCAUGAAACAUUUUACAGUAACUGUGUUACAAAACACUUGAGCAUCACACCAUCUUUACCUCUGUGUCUGCCUGAGGACUUUGUCUGUGUGCCCACACUGUUUUUCAGCUCAGCUACAACCUGAGGAUUGUUUAAUUUACAUUAGGUUUACCACAUAAUCUUCAAGAUGAAAGAAUAGAUUGUGUCAAAAGAGUCAAACAAAACAGUGCACCCCUCAGAUUCAAAAAUCUUGUAACUCUUAGAAGAAGUUCAAUUAUAUCUGACAUUUAGUAUAGGAGAGAGUUUUCAUCACAAAGUAUUUAUCAUUUCAAGUAACAUACCUCAAUAUCAACCUUGUCUUCUGAGAGAUUCUG